This is a messenger RNA of Dacryopinax primogenitus, 2305 nucleotides long. RefSeq names its product translation initiation factor eIF-3b. Bases 64 to 2253 code for a protein of 729 amino acids. Gene Ontology annotation, cellular component: eukaryotic translation initiation factor 3 complex. Gene Ontology annotation, biological process: translational initiation. The transcript has 6 exons. The record is from RefSeq and is a predicted model, not a curated record. Gene Ontology annotation, molecular function: translation initiation factor activity; RNA binding; translation initiation factor binding. Lineage: Eukaryota; Fungi; Basidiomycota; Dacrymycetes; Dacrymycetales; Dacrymycetaceae.
AUCGGUUUAGUCUCACACACCACUCAUAUCUGCUAUUGUGAUUGUGGGUCUGUCUCAUCGAACAUGCCCGUGCCAGAGCCAUCUGUCAACGGUUACCAUCACGAUGCCGACGAAGAUAUCGACUACACCGACAUCGAUGAAAAAUAUGCCGUGCAUUACGAUGAGUCCUUUUUAGACAAUAUCAUCGUCGUAGAUGGCAUCCCCAUUGUCAAGGCUGAACGGAAGGAACGGCUCGUCACUAAAUUAGGCCAGGACUUCAACCGCCUCGGCGCUUCCUUCAAGCCCGGCAGUCUGCAUAUGCCUUGGGAUGAUGAAAAUGGCCAGAACCGAGGCUAUGUUUUUAUCGAGUACCCAACGGUUGACCAGGCGAAUUCUGCCAUCGCAGCUAUUCACGGAUACCGAUUUGAUAAGAACCACGCUUUUGCGGCCAACCGUUUCGCCGAUAUCGAGAAGUUUACAAAUAUGGAGGAAACAUAUGUCGAACCUGGGCAGGAGGAGUUCAAGGCCAGAGAGCAUCUACGGGCUUGGCUAGGAGACCCGCAGGGACGUGACCAGUACGUGAUCCUACGCGGUGACGAUCUCCAAGUAUUUUGGAACGGUCGGAAUGGGUCAUCAGCUCUCGUCAUCGGACGUCCACGUUGGACAGAAUCCUACGUAGCUUGGUCGCCGGCGGGCACUUUUAUGGCGACCUUCCACAUCCAAGGUGUCCAAUUCUGGGGCGGCCCUUCAUGGACUCGCGUCCGUCGACUCGUCCAUCCGCACGUCAAGCUCCUUGACUUCUCUCCUGGGGAAAACUAUGUUGUUACCUGGUCAAACGAGCCGAUCCAGAUUCCCGAAAACGCGCGGACUGGCCCCGACAUCUUUUCGUCCGACGAUGAGGGCAAUAGUGUCGCUGUAUGGGACCUCAAGUCGGGUUUCGUCCUGCGAACGUUCCCCUCUGGCCAGCAAGGGGAGGAUAGCGCAACGAAGAAGAUGGUCUGGCCGAUGCUCAAGUGGAGUGGUGACGAUCGGUAUGUCGCGCGCAUCCAACCUGGCCAGCAGAUCAGCGUGUACGAACUGCCCGGUAUGCAUCUGGUUGACAAGAAGAGCAUUAAGAUUGAGGGCAUGCAAGACUUUGAAUGGUGCCCGUGGGGUGAUCGCGAUCGGGAUGACCAGGAUGGAAAGACGAAAGGGAAGAGGGCACGUGAAAAUAUUCUGGCUUAUUGGACCCCAGAGGUGGUCAACCAACCCGCACGUGUGACGCUCAUGAGCUUUCCAAGCCGCACACAGCUCCGAUCAAAGAACCUCUUCAAUGUUUCAGACUGCAAACUCCACUGGCAAAAUCAGGGCGAUUUCCUUUGUGUUAAGGUCGACAGGCACACUCGCACGAAGAAGUCUCUUUACUGCAACCUGGAGAUCUUCCGGAUGCGGGAGAAGGACUUCCCAGUUGAGGUGCUCGAAAUUAAGGACGCUGUCAUCUCCUUCACGUGGGAACCGCGCGGGGAACGCUUUUGCAUCAUUACCACUAAUGAUCCCAACUUCGGCAAUGCCGCCCCCGGAAUUACAAUCAAGACCGCUAUUCACUUUUACCAGCUAGAGCGCACCAAGGGCGACUUCCGAUUGCUCAAAACAAUCGAAAAUAAGACUUCGAAUUCCGUGUUUUGGUCGCCAAAGGGUCGGCAUGUUGUGCUCGCCACGAUGGGUUCGCAGAGCAAGUUUGAUAUGGAGUUUUGGGACCUCGACUUCACCGGUGACGAUGCGCCAAGAUCAGACAAGGACCCAGGCGCCAAUAUUCAGCUCCUGAACACCACGGAACACUACGGCGUCACCGAUAUUGAGUGGGAUCCUAGUGGCCGUUUUGUUGCUAGUAGCGCCAGUGCAUGGAGGCAUACACUGGAAAAUGGGUAUGCUCUCUGGGACUUCCGUGGCCAGGAGCUCUCGAAACAAGUCCUGGACCGCUUCAAGCAGUUCCUUUGGAGACCUCGCCCGCGAACACUGCUCAGCAAGGACCAACAGCGUGAGAUCCGGAAGAAGUUGCGAGAAUACAGCAAGCAGUUCGACGAGGAGGAUGCUGCGGAGGAGAGCACCGUCAGCGCAGAGCUAAUCGCUUCGCGCAGACGUCUCAUCGAUGAAUGGAAUGCUUGGCGGAUCAAGGUCAAACGGGAGCUCAAAGAGGAAAAAGGCAAGCGUCCUCAGCAGCGUCACCUGCAGGAGAAGGUGGAGGAAUACGUGGAUGAGAUCAUCGAGGAGACGAUCGAGGAGGUGCUUGAGUAGGUUGUGUAUGCUCUUAUAGCAGUCUUUCGAUAAUGCAUGUGUCUUGUUGCUU